AUGUCGCAACCACUCCCAGCGAAGGACCAGGCAGUGUUUCGAUCGAUUGUCAAGUUUUAUGAGACCAAGCAGUACAAGAAAGGCCUCAAAGCAGCCGACUCCAUCUUGAAGAAACAUCCGGACCAUGGAGAAACCCUUUGCAUGAAGGGUCUCACCGUGAGCUACUUAGACCGGAAAGAGGAGGCGUAUGAGUUGGUGCGCAAGGGGCUAAAAUGUGACUUGAAAAGUCAUGUUUGCUGGCACGUCUAUGGAUUAUUGUAUCGACAAGAUCGAGAUUAUUUUGAGGCCGUGAAAUGCUACCGGCAGGCUCUCCGGAUCGACCAGGAGAACCUUCAGAUCUUGAGAGAUUUGUCUUUGCUGCAAAUACAUAGACGCGAUGUCCACGGUUUUGCGGAGACCCGCCGAAAGCUGCUGCAGGUCAAAUCCUCCGCUAGAUUGAAUUGGGUUGGCUAUGCCAUUGCAGAGCACCUUUGUGAAAACUACGAGCUUGCUUGGAAGUGCAUCGACAAUUACGAGAACUCGUUCAAGGAGCAAGAUACUUCUGCAGCCUCCGACUACGAGAACUCAGAGCUGCACCUGUACAAGGCAGCCAUCAUGGAAGAAGCCGGCAAGUUCAAGGACUCCUUGAGCUGCUUGAAAGAGAACGAGAACAAGAUUGUCGACAAGAUCGGCCUGUUGGAGAUGCAGGGAAGGCUCUGCAUGUUCUUGGGCUCUCAUGAAGAAGCGGCAGGCUACUUCAAGAGGCUUGUCAAUAUCAACACAGAGCAUCAUGUGUAUGCGCUAGCAUACAUGGCUUCUCAGCCACAGUUCAGCAGCUUCUGGCCUCCGCUGCCUGCUCCGGCGACACAGGUCGAGCAGAGUGAUCUUUGCAACGGAACUGCUUCACAAGCCUUGCCAAGAAGUAUCUUGUCAUUUCCAUCGACUCUACAUCCGGAAGGCAUGCCAGUUUUUGGCUGGUUGCCGCCGAAGCACGCGCUGAAACCGCAACGCAGACUGAUCAUCGGUCGGAAGCAGCAUAAGCGACGUGUGGAUACGCUUGAGCCUGUCGUUGCCCUGACAGAUGAGCAGGAGGACGAAGUGAUCCAAUUCUUUGAUGGCUUGAAAGCCGAAUAUCCGAAGUCCGACUCAAUGAAGAGGCUUCCACUCUUUUUUCUGACUGGACAGCGAUUCAAGCGGAAGCUCGACGAGUACCUGCGAAGCAGGCUUCGAAAAGGUGUUCCGUCACUCUUUCGAACCAUGCGCUCCUACUAUUUUACGCCCGGCAAGCCCCAGCUGAUUGAAGAGCUGCUGCUGCAGUAUGUGCGCUGUUUGAAGGAGGAUAUCUCGUGGUUUGGGCCGCUUACGGGAGAGUCACAAGAUCCACCCGAGAUGAGUGAUGAAGAGCCGCCCUCGGCCCUGCUCUUCACCCUCAUGACCCUCGCUGAGCACUUUGACUUCAUGGGUGAGACCCACAAGGCUUUGGAGUAUGUCAAUGAGGCAAUUGAUCAUACACCUACUUUGGUGGAGGUCUAUGCAUGCAAGGCCCGCAUCUACAAGCAUGCUGGAGACCUGGAGAACUCCGCACAGUGCUACGAGGAGGUGCGACAGAUGGACUUGGCUGAUCGAUACUUGAACACGCAGUGCGUCAGGGCGCUGCUUCGAGUGGAUGACACGCAGGGCGGAAUGGAGAAGGCCUUGCUGUUUUCGAAGGAGCCAGACUCGCAAGAGGCAGCCAAUCUGCAUGACAUGCAGUGCAUGUGGUAUGAGUCUGCGGUGGGUCGAAGCUACAAGAGGCAGAAAAAGUAUGGCAAAGCCUUGAAGCAGUUCCACGAGACCUUCAAGCACUUCCAUGAUAUAGCGGAGGAUCAGUUUGAUUUCCACAACUAUUGCCUGCGCAAAACUACGCUUAAGGCGUAUGUCGCAAUGCUGCGGAUGCAAGAGAGGUUGUACUCGCACAGGUUUUAUCGACGUGCUGCGAAGGAUGCCGUCAACAUUUACCUCGAGAUUUUUGAUGCCAAAGCUCGGGGGGAAGAAAUCUUGACCACCGAAGGCGCUGCUGCCGGCGACGAGGCCGAACUCAGCGCGGAGGAAAAGAAAAAGCUUAAGCACAAGAAGAAGCGUGAGGCGCAAAAAGAGGCCCAGAAGGCAAGUGACAAGCCGUCCACCGGGCAAAAGCCGAAGAAGGUGGAUGACGACCCCGAAGGCGAGAAACUCCUGCAGCAGGAUGCCAUGGAACAGUGCAGCAAAAUUGUUCGCACUUUGGUGCAGCACAGCUCCUUGGAUGCUGCCACGCAUGUCUUGACCUAUGAAGUCUUCAGCCGGCAAGGGAAGAUGAUCCACUGCCUACAGGCGUUGAGAAAACUGUGGGAACUCGGUGGUCAUGAUAAUCUUCAUUACAAGCUUGUGGCCCCGUCCCGACCCUAG
Messenger RNA from Symbiodinium pilosum, 2403 nucleotides. Lineage: Eukaryota; Dinophyceae; Suessiales; Symbiodiniaceae. The record is from the annotation of a GenBank genome assembly.